AUGUCGACUAAUUCUUCUGAACGAACAAUCACCACCACUGCCCCACCAUCCGCCACCACUUCCAAUCCCCUCUCAUCGGCACAUCACUUUGUGUUGAUUAAAUUAACCUCCCGAAAUUACCUUUUCUGGCGUACACAACUCGUCUCGUUCCUAAAAGGUCAAGAGUUGCUCGGGUACGUCGACGGCGAGAUUGAGUGUCCGCCGGCCACCAUUGCCUCCUCCCCUUCCGGCAAAUCUGCAUCCGGCGUGGCAACCACCACCGGGCAAGUCCCGAAUCCGGCGUACAGAUCAUGGGUGAAGCAAGACCAGUCUAUUUUGUCGCUCCUCGUCUCCUCCAUGUCCGACGAGGUGUUGCAUUUGGCGGUUGGCCGGAACACGGCUAAGGAGGUCUGGGAUUCCAUUACUGCCGCCUUGGGGUCCAGUACGUGCGCUCGCUGCCUCAAUCUUCUUGGGCAGUUCCAGUCGCUGCGACAGGGGAACUCCUCACCGGCGGACUACAUCGGCCAAACACAGCUCCUUGUCGAAGCUUUAGCGCUGGUCGGCCGUCCUCUUUCACUGGAUGAACAGAACCUAUGGGUGUUCAGAGGUCUACGGCCGGAAUUUAGGUCGAUGGCGGCCUCCCUCACCGUGAAUGGUAAUCCGGUCUCCCUUCCUCAACUUGCUGAUUUUUUACAGGCUCAGGAGUUCAUCUACUCCGAUGAACUCCCGAUCGCGAACGUUGGCGGGGCUGCAGGUGGCGGACCUCCGGCAGCGCUGUAUGCAGGUCGUGGCAGAAGCUAG
Molecule: messenger RNA, 780 nt
Organism: Ipomoea nil (Japanese morning glory)
Lineage: Eukaryota; Viridiplantae; Streptophyta; Magnoliopsida; Solanales; Convolvulaceae
Exons: 1
Coding region: 1-780 (259 amino acids)
Source: RefSeq, a predicted model, not a curated record